This is a messenger RNA of Lingula anatina, 815 nucleotides long. RefSeq names its product ras-like GTP-binding protein RYL2. The record is from RefSeq and is a predicted model, not a curated record. NCBI's taxonomy places the organism in Eukaryota, Metazoa, Brachiopoda, Lingulata, Lingulida, Lingulidae.
AUGCAAUAUCUUGAAAGUUCUCAUCUUCCAAGCAAUCAACUAUGGAUUGAGGGUGUUAUAGACAGUGAACUUUCUUCCAAUUUGGAUGGCACCAAGAACGUUGCUAGUCAAGUAACAAUGUGGGACACAGGAGGCAUGGAGCGGGCUUCCCUCACGGGAGGGUACUACCGGCAAGCAGACGGGGUUAUCCUGUGCUUCAGUCUGACGGACCCAGAGUCCUUUAACUGUCUGUCACAGUCCAUGCUGGAGGUGGCCAUGUACUGCAGCGUCUCCAAACUCUUCAUCUGUGGGACCAAAGUGGACGAGAUCUCGCGAGAUCACGACCCGCACUCUCUUGUGACUGAGGACGAUAUCGAGAUUUUCAAAGCGCAGUGCGGGGACGAGGUCGUUGGCGGUGUUUACCAAGUAUCAGCCAAAACAGGGGCGGGUGUGGAGGAAAUGUUUGAUGACGUUGCGCGGGUUUUGCGCGACGAAUUGGACCAGAAGAGACGCGAGAUAAGCAGAAUACGACUGGGUGCCGAGUUAAAUGAAGGUGUGCCAUCUGAAAAUAAGAAAGCGUGUGCUUGUUAACUUUGCUGGGAGAAAAUGUAAGAACAAUUUAAAAGCUUCUUCAAGAGAAUAAUGCAAUAUCUUGAAAGUUCUCAUCUUCCAAGCAAUCAACUAUGGAUUGAGGGUGUUAUAGACAGUGAACUUUCUUCCAAUUUGGAUGGCACCAAGAACGUUGCUAGUCAAGUCUCAUCUCUGUGACAGUGUCAUGCUGGGCAUUGCCAAUUUACACUGUACAUGCACAUGCCUUUCGUGGUUGAACAGAAAGU